Messenger RNA from Salarias fasciatus (jewelled blenny), 3359 nucleotides. RefSeq names its product alpha-N-acetylgalactosaminide alpha-2,6-sialyltransferase 1-like. Gene Ontology annotation, molecular function: alpha-N-acetylgalactosaminide alpha-2,6-sialyltransferase activity. The record is from RefSeq and is a predicted model, not a curated record. Bases 1326 to 2570 code for a protein of 414 amino acids. Gene Ontology annotation, biological process: oligosaccharide biosynthetic process. The transcript is spliced from 12 exons. Lineage: Eukaryota; Metazoa; Chordata; Actinopteri; Blenniiformes; Blenniidae.
UCUCCCUCCGGUCAGUGUGGCCGCUUGUCUGGAGCAGGAGAGAGGAGUGAAUUGGGUCAAAUAUCUUUGUGCACAGUGGAUUGCCUGCUCCGGUCCAGGGACCCCAGUUUGAGAACUGCUGCUGUGAUGUCUUGAUGUCUCAAACUUGGGCCUUGUGGACUCGGACUUGACUUGGACUCGAUGAAGGUGGACUUGACAGUGAGAGAGCUGCAAGAGAUGAAAAGACUGAUUCAGUGUUACUUAGCCUGGAACUUUUUCACACUGUCGGUUGCUCUGCACAUCCAGCUCUAUACUUUUACUGAAUUGUCUCGAGGUUAUGGUGAGAGCUCCGCCAUAAACAACAUGUGUCUCAGAGAUUCUCUGCAGUCUCUCAAACCUUCAUCCUGUGUGUGGAUCACUUCCUGUUUUACUGCAGCAGCGUUCAGCAGAUUCACUGAAACUUCUCACCCGCCUGGCGGUGAACCGUCACAAGGUUCACACUCUAAACUCCUACUCACCUUCAUGGGUCAGAUCAUCUCCAGAGAUGGCUUUUCACCCAAAAGUGUCAAAGUUAUUUUCUCAUUGUCACAGCCCACCAUGAUAAAGGCUCUUCUCUCUUUUCUUGCUCUUAUUUCGGACUCCUCCUGCAUUGUGAAGCCACUUCAUGCUCUUACUCAGCCUCAUUCUGCCUCUUUUUGCUCCAGUUCAGUCGAUCACUGAGACAACAUGCUCUUCAGAAGCUGAAAUCAGCUUUCCCCCACAACCUACCCCCCCACUCGCUCUGCCUGAAUCUGACAAACCAUACACCCAGUGCGUGGAUGUAAAGAAUGGGUGGUUGACAUCGAUCCUGCUCCAUCCUCAUGGGGAUAAGCUCUGCCCUGUGGCAUAAAAAGAUCAGAUGACACUGACGGUUUCAAUUAGAUUCUUUAAAAAUUAAUGUCAACAGAUUAGCUGAUGGACUCUCAAGAUCAAUAAUAUUAAAGUUCCUUUUUUGUUCAUCUGGAUGCAUUAUUGAGACGUACUAUUCUCCUGUUUGAAAGAAAUUCAUUUCAAGUCAGUCAAAUUUGAGUCUUUUGAGUUGGGUGGCCCCCAUAAGACCUUUUAAACUAACCUGUGCUGUUCUUCACCUUGGUAAUGGCUGUUGUGCAGCACUGAGGUGACGUUUGUGGUAUGAGACAACCGCUUCUCGGAUCUCGGACGGCCUCGGGCAACAUCCACUAUGUGAGAGACGGGUGUGCUGGCGCCGCCCUCCCGUCCUACGUGACAGGCUGGCUUUUCCACCUGCGGACGAGUUCGAGAAGAGCAAGAAGACACCUGUCUGCGUUCAACCCCCGCCGCUCUCAGACAUGGUGGCUCGCAGACGGAAGCUGCUGGGCAUAGUUAUCAUCACCUCAGCCUGCGUGGUGCUGUCCCUCCGUUUACAUGGCUUGUUAUCCAACGUCAGCGGCCAGGCAGCUUUGUCGAGCAGAGCCGCAGAGGGUGAAGGCUCGGUGGAAAAUGAUCUUAAAGGAAAUCUGAAGCAGAGGGUCACAGCUGAGACCCCGAUUCCCAUCAUCUUCAGAAAGUCCUUCAACAAACUGCCUCAGUGGGAUUUUGAGGACACUUAUAACCAGGACGCCCCACCGAGACCAACGAAAUGUGUCAAGUCUCUGAGAAACCUGAAGGACGAGCAGUUCAAGAAGGCUUUUCUCCCCAACCUACGUUUGUACCUGCACAAAGACAACAUCAACGUGAGCGAGUGGAACCGGCUGUCACAUUUUAACAAUCCCUUUGGUUUUAUGGAGUACGAGUAUGACGAGGUGAUGCCUUCACUGAAGCUGAUCCCAAAGCCGAAGGAGCCUCUUCUUCUUCCAAAACCAGGAGGUGACGGCUGCGUCCACUGUGCAGUGGUGGGAGGUGGAGGAAUCCUCUACGGCUCCAAAGUGGGGAAAGAAAUCGACGCUCAUGAUUACGUCUUCCGCGUGAACGGCGCCCUCACCAAGGGUUUUGAGGAGGACGUCGGAAACAAGACGUCCGUCUACGUUCACACGGCGUACUCCCUCACGUCCUCCGUCUCUAUGCUCAGAAGCUACGGCUACACCGCCGCCCCACACGACGAGGGCAUCAAGUAUGUGCUGAUCCCCGAGCAGAUCAAUGAUUUCCAAUGGCUCCCGGCUCUUGUCAAAGGAGAAAGAGUUCCGUCUGGUCCAUUCCAGGAUGAGUGGCCGAGAACCUACUAUUCGGGGCAGUACAACGAAAGUCGCUUCUACGUCCUUCAUCAGGACUUCCUUCGAUACGUGCGGAACAGGUUCUUGAAGUCUGAGAGUCUGACCACCACUUUUUGGCACGUCGUCAGACCAACCAGCGGAGCGUUCACUCUCUUCCUGGCCUUACACACCUGUGACACAGUGAGCGUGUACGGAUUCAUGACUGACAACCAUGAAAAAUACUCCAACUACUAUGUCGAAAAGGACGAGAAAACCAAAGUGACCUUUUUCAAGAAGCACGACUACCUCUUGGAGAAAGAGACCUGGAAAUGGCUCCACAACAGAAAGAUCAUCCGGCUGUACCAGAGAACUGAAGCAGACUCGAGGACUGAGAAGCAGACAUAACGCCAAUGUUUUAUGGAUUUUUAAUUUCAUUUUAUAUUUUUACUUGGUUGUCCCAAGUGGUGUUCCAAGAACACUGUGGGCCACAUUAACAGUUGCAACAGUUUUUCAGUCUGAUGAGGAACAACAACAUCCAGUGGCUCCCUUAUCCUGAAUAUGGAUCAUUUGAUCACCCAGAUCAGGAGCCAAAAACCAAACAUUUAUUUAGCCUGUAGAGAACGUUUCUGUUCCACCAUUUUAUUUAAGACGAAAUUUAUUCCACUUGAAGUGAGUUAGUCUUAGAAACUUCAUUAGAUUCAAACUAUCUGUAGCAGAACAAAAACCCACAGUAAUCAGAUGUGGAUUUGAUAACUGAUCACAAUUUUGAUUUGUUGACCCUCACUGAAUCCUGGUUACACUGGAAGAAUAUCCUUGGCCUAAAUGAAGUGAGCCUCAGUACUCAUAUUAUUGAUCAUAUUCCACUCACUCUGAACCUCAGAAGCCAGUUCUAUUUGUGAUAAUGUAUUUUCCUACAGUUUGUAUCUGAAUUAUAGUAGGCAACUUUAAAAUUCAUGUAGAUGUGGACAAUCAGUGUUUACCUCAACACUGCAUUCAGUUCAUCACAUGAUACAGUUGGCUUUUGCCAGAAGGUGCAUAAACCUAGUCAUUAUUUCAAUCACACCCUUCAUCUGAUUCUCACUUUUUAUAGCUGCUGAUUAAUUAACAGUUUUCCUCCACAACCAUCUGCUGUCAGACAACUUCCUGAUGUUUGAAAUACAUGAACGGCUUUAUGACUGGAGUGAGACGACUGUU